Molecule: messenger RNA, 1495 nt
Organism: Telopea speciosissima
Lineage: Eukaryota; Viridiplantae; Streptophyta; Magnoliopsida; Proteales; Proteaceae
Product: luc7-like protein 3
Exons: 7
Coding region: 113-1213 (366 amino acids)
Biological process (GO): mRNA splice site recognition
Cellular component (GO): U2-type prespliceosome; U1 snRNP
Molecular function (GO): mRNA binding
Source: RefSeq, a predicted model, not a curated record
UAUUUUAAUCUUCUUGAAGUUAGGGUUUCGGGUUUGAAUCCGUUGCACCCUCUCUGCUGUUAGCUUGGAACCGUUUUCGAACUCAGUUCACAGGUUGAUUGAAGAGUUGGCAAUGGAUGCACAGAGAGCUUUGUUGGAUGAACUCAUGGGAGCAGCCCGUAAUCUUACCGAAGAGGAGAGAAAGAAUUACAGGGAGAUAUGCUGGGAUGAUAAAGAGGUUUGUGGUUUCUAUAUGGUUCGAUUUUGCCCUCAUGAUUUGUUCGUCAACACUCGGAGUGAUCUUGGACCUUGCCCUCGAAUCCACGAUCCGAAGCUGAAAGAGAGUUUUGAAAAGUCCCCCAGACAUGACUCUUAUGUGCCCAAGUUUGAGGCUGAACUUGCUCAGUUUUGCGAGAAACUGGUCUUAGACUUGGAUAGAAAGGUUAGGCGUGGUCGGGAACGCCUAGCUCAGGAGGUCGAAGUUACUCCCUCUGCUCCAAUCCCAAGUGAGAAGUCGGAGCAGUUAUCUGUGCUGGAAGAGAAGAUAAAGAAUCUGUUGGAGCAAGUGGAGACCCUUGGUGAAACAGGCAAGGUGGAUGAAGCUGAGGCACUCAUGAGGAAGGUGGAAAUCCUGAAUGUUGAGAAGACAAUCUUGACUCAACAACCACAGAAUGAAAAAGCCUUGAUGCUUACACAAGAGAAAAAGAUGGCGCUGUGUGAGAUAUGUGGUUCUUUCCUUGUAGCAAAUGAUGCUGCAGAGAGGACACAAUCUCAUGUGACAGGCAAGCAGCAUAUUGGUUAUGGCAUGGUUCGGGACUUCAUUGACGAGUACAAGGAAGCUAUGGAGAAAGCAAGGGAAGAGGAAAGACUAGCAAAGGAAAAAGAAGCGGAAGAACGGAGAAAGCAGAGGCAAAAGGAAAAUGACAGUAGAGGUAGAAGAAGUGUUUCAGGGGAGAGAGAGAGGUACCAUGAUCGAGACCGAGAAAGGGAGCAAGAUCGAUACCGAGAACGGGAAAGAUCUCGGGAGUGGAAUGGUAGGGGAAGCCGAGAAGGGGGGAGGGGGGAUUGGAAGCACAACAAUUACCGGAAUGGAAGAGAUGGAGCAAGAGACAGGUACCGUGACAGAAGUGGGAGUAUUGAUAUGAAAAGAGAAAGGGGUCGAGGUAGGAGCAGAUCACGUUCCCCUAUUAGACAUGCUCACAGGAGAUCUUCAAGAAGUCCAAUCCGCCCAUAGUGGUGGCUAAUGUAGAUAGACAUCUUUUCAAACCAAAAGAGGUAGACGUUUUCUAUCACCUUUUAGUGUGCACUUCUGUAGUGUUAACUGAAAGCCUCAUCAUGGGUGAAACUCUUUUUUGCUAUCUGACAGCUGUAUUGAAUCUUUACCAACUCCCUGUCAAUCGAUAUUUUAAGAGAGCAGAGAGGUUGAGGUAGGUAUAUUUUCUGUUGUUAAUAUUCUUCUUUAGGUUUCUGUCAUACUAAAUCUAUUUUUGCGCAUCAUCUCUGAACAUUGUUUUCA